CAAACCGCCACUUGUUGCUCGCCCCUCGCAGCAGUUCGUCCGCGCUCGUUACAAAUGUUUGGCGUGACGAUUUAAAGGAGUUGCGUUUUCUCUCGCUGUUUAAACUAAAUGGACGUGAUUUCGUUUUCCUAGUGUGGAGCCUGAGCUGCGUUUUACUGCUCAGCGUUGAUCUUUUUGCGGAUCACACAGCUCUAUAUGAUAUGAUUUUGCUUCUGUAAGUGAACUCGACAUCAACAUGAACCAGUGGCGACUUAUUCUGCUGAGUGUGACUUUAUGGUGCAGGCUGCAAACAGCAUCAAGCCAGACCCACGAAGUGGUGUGUCCCGGCACGCAGAACGAGCUGAGCUCUACGGGCUCCCAGGAGAAUCAGUACAACCUGAUCAAGGACCGGUACGAUGGCUGUCAGAUCAUCAUGGGAAACCUGGAGAUCACUCAGAUUGAAAGCAACUGGGAUUUCAGCUUCCUCCAGACCAUCCGGGAGGUGACUGGUUAUGUCCUCAUGGCUAUGAACCACUUCCGGGAGAUUCCGUUGGGGCAGCUACGGGUCAUCAGGGGAAACAGCCUGUACGAACGGCGCUUCGCCCUCUCUGUCUUUUUCAACUACCCAAAGGACGGAUCCAACGGCCUGCGGCAGCUGGGCCUCGUGAAUCUGACAGAGAUUCUGGAGGGAGGAGUCCAGAUCAUCAACAACAAGUACCUGAAUUACGGCCCCUGGAUCUUCUGGCAGGACAUCAUCAGGGACAGCAACGCACCCAUCGACAUCCAGUUCAAUGGAGAGCGAGGACAAUGCCAUAAAUCAUGUGGCGACUACUGCUGGGGGCCAAACGUGGACCAGUGUCAGAUCUUGACUAAGACCGUGUGUGCGCCUCAGUGCAGCGGCCGCUGCUUUGGGACCAGCCCCAGGGACUGCUGUCACACCGAGUGUGCAGCAGGAUGUAAAGGCCCACUGGACCGAGACUGUUUUGCCUGCCGUCACUUCAACGACUCCGGAGCCUGCGUGCCUCAGUGUCCCCAGAAUCUGAUUUAUAACAAGCAGACGUUUCAGAUGGAGACCAACCCCAACGCCAAAUACCAGUACGGCUCCAUCUGCGUCUCCCAGUGCCCCACUCACUUUGUGGUGGACGGUAGUUCCUGUGUGAGCGUUUGUCCUCCUGGGAAGAUGGAGGUGGAGCGAGAAGGCCACAGGCAGUGUGAGCUCUGCAGUGGACUCUGCCCCAAAGUGUGUGAGGGAACCGGCGCCGAACACAGACAGACCGUGGACUCCAGCAACAUCGACAGCUUCGUCAACUGCACCAAGAUCCAGGGCAGCCUCCACUUCCUGGUCACUGGGAUUCUCGGAGACGAAUUUAAAAAGAUUCCUCCGCUGGAUGCCAAGAAGCUGGGAGUGUUUCACACAGUCAGAGAAAUAACAGAUAUUCUGAACAUCCAGUCAUGGCCCAAAGAGCUAAAUGAUCUUUCUGUUUUUUCGAGUCUCACCACAAUUCAAGGACGAUCGCUCCACAAGCGCUUUUCACUGAUGGUGAUGCACAUCCCCUCUCUCACCUCACUGGGCCUGCGCUCUCUCCGGGAGAUCAGUGACGGCGCCGUGUACAUCAGUCAGAACACAAACCUGUGUUACCACCACACCGUGAACUGGACCCAGCUGUUCCGAGGCCGCAGCGUCCGGGUCAGCCUCAGCAACAACAAGCCGAAGACAGCAUGUGUUGCCGAAGGCCGUGUGUGUGACCUGCUGUGUUCGGACUCGGGUUGUUGGGGCGAGGGGCCCGACCACUGUGUCUCCUGUAGGAACUACAGCAAAGGCGGCACAUGUGUCGCCAGCUGUAACUUCCUCACCGGAGCUCCAAGAGAAUUUGCCGGACCCGAGGGCGAGUGCGUGGCGUGCCAUCCAGAGUGUCAGCCUCAGCACGGCAAAGCAAGCUGUACCGGACCGGGUGCGGACGAGUGCGUGGCCUGUGCCCACCUCCGAGACGGCCCUUUCUGCAUGUCCUCUUGUCCCACUGGGGUCAAUGAUGGGCAGGAGGGGCUGAUCUUCAAGUUCCCCAACAGAGAGGGCCACUGUGAGCCGUGUCAUCAGAACUGCACACAGGGAUGUUUUGGCCCAGGAUUAAGCGACUGCUUAGGGAAGAGUCUGGCAGUGAGUAGUGGUCAGAUCACCGGCAUCGCUUUAGGCGUCCCCGCUGGCUUGAUCUUCUGCCUGGUGCUGUUUUUCCUGAGCGUGCUCUACCACCGUGGUCUGGCCAUGAGAGCCAUGAGGAGGUACCUGGAGAGCGGAGAGAGCUUCGAACCGCUGGGUCCCGGGGAGAAAGGCACCAAGGUCCACGCUCGCAUCCUGAGACCCUCCGAACUGAAAAAGGUCAAAGCGCUUGGCUCAGGAGUGUUCGGCACAGUUCACAAGGGGUUCUGGACUCCGGAAGGAGAGACGGUGAAGAUCCCUGUGGCCAUUAAGACCCUCCAGGACACCUCAGGCCGUCAAACCUUCACUGAGAUCACCGACCAUAUGCUGGCCAUAGGCAGCCUGGACCACCCCUACAUCGUUAGACUGCUGGGCAUCUGUCCUGGUGCCACCCUGCAGCUGGUGACCCAGCUCAGUUCACAGGGCUCCUUACUGGACCACCUACGACAGCACAGGAGCAGCCUGGACCCCCAGCGCCUGCUCAACUGGUGUGUGCAGAUUGCCAAAGGUAUGUACUACCUGGAGGAGCACGGCAUGGUCCACAGGAACCUGGCCGCCCGCAACGUCCUGCUGAAGAACGACUACCAGGUCCAGAUCUCAGACUACGGCGUUGCAGACCUCCUUUAUCCUGAUGACAAGAAAUAUGUCUACAGUGACACCAAGACGCCCAUAAAAUGGAUGGCACUUGAAAGCAUCCUGUUUCGAAGGUACACUCAUCAAAGUGAUGUUUGGAGUUAUGGAGUGACUGCGUGGGAGAUGAUGUCAUUCGGGGCGGAGCCGUACGCGUCCGUGCAGCCCCAGGAGGUGCCGGGUCUGCUGGAGAAGGGCGAACGGCUGUCGCAGCCCCACAUCUGCACCAUAGACGUCUACAUGGUGAUGGUGAAAUGCUGGAUGAUCGACGAGAACAUACGGCCGACCUUCAAGGAGCUCGCCAGCGACUUCACCCGAAUGGCCCGGGAUCCACCCAGAUACCUGGUCAUCAAGUUAGAAGGACGAGAGCCAGCCUCUACAGAAAUCCAUCGCAGAGAAUCCGAGCGAGGACUUCUGGAUGCAGAUUUAGACCAGGAUGAGGAGCGAUUCGAGGAUGCUUUGGCCACGCCUCCUCUUCAGCACUCCCCGUCUUGGAGUUUGUCUCAGUCACAGAUGAACUCCUACAGGAGUGAUACCUUUCAGAGCAGACCUACCGGAUACCUGCCAAUGACCCCAAGCCCCGUGGACAGCCUCCGCCAGCUGUGGUUCCAGAGAUCUCGCCUAAGCUCAGUGAGGACACUGCCAGAAAGGUCAGAGGUCAUGGGCGAUGAGGGCCUGCAGCCUGGCGGUGCUCGCAGGGCCCGAUUCGGAUCUGAGACGUCCAGUGCUCGUGCAGCCGUUGGCCGACACAGGAAGCUUUCAACAGCUUCGAGCCCAUCAUCGUAUAAAGUGUGGUCAGCAGGUGAAGAAGAGGAGGUGGACAACUAUGGCUAUGUCCUGCCUGGGUCGCCUGUCAGCCCAGACAGAGUCUCUAGACUAUCUCACUCUGGACGCAGCACCUCAAGACUGAAGAACAACCUCUCUCUCGUGGUGAUGAAUCCCUCCCAGGAGUAUGAAACGAUGAGCAAUGAGCCUUCUCUCCACGCACCCAGAGACUCCUCAUCACAGGCAGCUGCCCUUUCAGAGGCAGUUUGCACUAACACGUCACCUUUACCUUCUCCAGCACCCAUGCCUUCAUUACCUGCAGAGCACAUGGCAGAUGCAGAAAUAAAAACCCAGCCGGUCAGUGAGGAUUCUGAGGUACCAGCACAUAGAGACUUGACAGAGGAGCAAGGGCCAACUGGGGAUUGUGAGAGUGGGAUUAGAGCUGUGGAAAACGAAGGCACAGGAAGGUACGAAUACAUGGAUAUCAGACGAUCUGAGUCUACAGAGGGGGAGGAUCCAGCAAAGGAGGGAAGUGGGGAUCAAGCACCUGCGGUGGAGACAGAAGAAACAGACCAGAAAGAGGAGGUGUCGAUGAAAAACGAGCACGAGGACAAAGAGGAAGGAGCAAAUCGCCAAAACACGAGUAAACAACCCACGCUUCAGGGGGAUCUGAGCAGCACAGUCGUCCCAGAACCAGAUGUGCCCACAGCUGGGGGGGACGAGGUGGCGGAGUACGAGGACAUGACCAGACUGGAGGAGGUGAGCAGUGGGUGGGAGCGGGCGGACUACCAGAACCUCCCCGUGAAGGGGAGGGCUGUUUGCGAGGACAGGGGCGGCGGCAGGUGCAUGGGGAUCGGGGGGUACAUCAAGGUCUGCGCAGGCAUGGGGGAUCCCAGCAGCAACACAUCGUUUGACAACCCGGACUACUGGCACAGCAGGCUGUUCCUCAAACCAGAUGCUGUACGUAUCUAAUAAUGUGGACUGAGACAGACACUCGGCAGCUUAGUUCCUGUCAUACGUACAUAUGAUUCCCCUGAUGUGCUUUCUUUGUGUUUCAGCGUCCAUAUUUGUACAUCAUACAUAUUUGAUUCACAUUGCACAUUUAUGGUGAUUAAAUAAAUAUAUAUGAACUGUAAGCUGUAAUUGAUGGUAGUCUUUUGUACAAUUUAGAACACAAAUUAAGAAAUGCAUUUCGUAAUUAACCAAUCAUUUGUGUCUUUUAUUUGUGCUCUACCACCUGUUAUAAUGUGGUUGCAGUGUUUAUAAAUAAAAACAAUACUUAUUCGAA
This is a messenger RNA of Betta splendens (Siamese fighting fish), 4856 nucleotides long. It is a transcript of the gene erbb3b, whose product is annotated as erb-b2 receptor tyrosine kinase 3b. Gene Ontology annotation, cellular component: basal plasma membrane; signaling receptor complex. Gene Ontology annotation, molecular function: protein tyrosine kinase activity; neuregulin receptor activity; ATP binding. Bases 236 to 4540 code for a protein of 1434 amino acids. Gene Ontology annotation, biological process: nervous system development; multicellular organism development; positive regulation of kinase activity. The transcript has 28 exons. The record is from RefSeq and is a predicted model, not a curated record. NCBI's taxonomy places the organism in Eukaryota, Metazoa, Chordata, Actinopteri, Anabantiformes, Osphronemidae.